Messenger RNA from Caenorhabditis sp. 36 PRJEB53466, 1279 nucleotides. NCBI's taxonomy places the organism in Eukaryota, Metazoa, Nematoda, Chromadorea, Rhabditida, Rhabditidae. The record is from the annotation of a GenBank genome assembly.
AUGAAGAUGUCGAUCAAUACGUGCGGAUCUCGCAUCAGAAGCCCCAGGUGCCCAUCCAAGAAAACCAUUUUCGUGUUGAGACCCUCAAUUCCAGAGAUGCCAUUCUUCACCUCGUUUUUGGCAUUACCAUCGGAUACCUCAUAGGGAUUCUUCUGUUUUUUGACGGAGACAACGACGUUUCCGAACACAUUCAUCUCGUGAAUCACGGUGAGACUCUCGUGGCGAACUACAUUUUGAAGUCGUGGAAUUCAGAAUCACCGACUGGUCAACAGCAGCAGCCGUUCCAUCUCCGAUGUGUCAUUAUUCUUCAUAAAUCACUACACGUGAGUCGCACAAUUUACAGAAAAGAUUUGCAAUGAAUGUUCAGAAACCUGAGAAAGUGGUGUCUGCGAUUCAUGACGGAUACACAAAAUUGUGCAACGAAACGAUAUACUUCACGAACAAUCAGAAGCUGUUCAACAAGCUUGAGAGUGAGCACAAGCACGAAUUCCCUUGUAAUCCAUUCCGAAUUGCAGAGAAUCACACUAUGUUCUUCGUCGACUCGAGCGCCAAUCACUACUAUUGGUCGUACUAUCAGUACGUGAUGGAGUUCUCUUCAAAGGUUCCAGCGCAGUGGACAUUCAUCGGAGACGAUCAGACUUAUCUGAUCGUGCCGAAUCUCCAGCAAACCCUUCGUAACUUUGACUCGACGGAGCCAAUGAUAUUCGGAAAGAUAAAGGAUACGAGGUGGACCGGUUUCCUCGCUCCCUACUUUCAUUCCAUCCCUUUUCAGCAACUUUCUUUCGUGGGUUUUCCCUUUCUCCAGCUACCAGAAAGUGUCGAUUCGUGGCGGAGCUGUCUUUUCCAAUUCUGCCAUCGACCUACUCUCCCAGUGCAAGUUCGUUCUUCCUUUUUUUUUAAAUCUUCUUCAUCGUUCUUCUCCCAGAGGUUUCUUCUUUUCCCGUUCCUCCGACUUUGCCCUUUACGACUGCAGUGUAAAGUACAGAGUCCGAUUGGUAGAUCCGUUCGACGAGGACGCACUCCGACUGUUCAACGACCUCCCUCCCAAACAGAUAAUUGCUCCCGACUCGUCAGUCUUCCGGAGGGAUCCCUCGAAAGGCGGAAAGUGCUCGGACCACGCAGUCUCUUUCGGGCAGCUCUCCGAGAAGGAUAUGCGGGUGCUUGAGUACGGAACAAGGGUCAAAGUGUUCGGAAGAGGAGGUACGUCCUUUUUGAUUGCUGACCGCAUUCCUCAUUUGCAGGCCUCGAGACUUCCGAAACCAAUCAGACCGUCUUAUAA